AUGUCCCUUCAGCUUCAGCUUCAUCUUCCUUCAUCAUCUUCAUCGUCAUCUGAUUCAGACAAUGAAAUAAUUCAAGCCCAUUUUAAUUCCCAUCAGCUGGUGCUCUAUGACCCUGCAACAGCCAAUGCUAAUGCUAAUGCUAAUGCUGUAGCUACAGUGCAUGAGAAAGUGAACAGGCCCAAUCCUUUUCCAUUUCAUCGUCCACCUAGGGUUUUGCCAUCUGUUGGGGCCUUCACUGUGCAGUGUGCCAGCUGCUUCAAAUGGAGGCUCAUCCCAACAAAGGAAAAGUAUGAAGAGAUUCGUGAACACGUUCUGGAGCAGCCCUUUUACUGCGAAACGGCACGGGAAUGGCGGGAUUUUGUUUCUUGUGAUGACCCAGAAGACAUUACUCAAGAUGGAAGCAGGCUCUGGGCAAUUGAUAAGCCCAACAUUGCUCAGCCCCCACCCGGCUGGCAACGCUUGCUGAGGAUUAGAGGUGAAGGAGGCACCAGAUUUGCAGACGUGUACUAUGAAUCACCAUCAGGCAAGAAACUUCGAUCAUCGGUGGAGAUCCAAAAGUAUUUGCUUCAACAUCCUGAGUAUCUGGAUGCGGGGGUUACUAUGUCACAAUUCUCGUUUCAAACUCCAAAGCCUUUGCAGGAAGAUUAUGUGAGGAAGCGUCCUGAUAAUUAUGUGAAGAAGCAUCCUGCUCACUUGACAGCUUCUUCUACUGCCAAGAGACUUCUUGAACCUGGUGCAGAAGUAAGUCCCAUAGCAUGGGUUGGUCCAGAUGACUCCCCAGACUCGCAACUUGGUAGGCCAGCAUGCUCUCCAUACUCACAGGCACCUCUGUUUGAUCCUUUUGUUCGACCAACAAAGAAACGAGCAACAAGAAUUCCAUCAAAGAUUUACAGGGCUAAUGCAUAUAGUAGCACGGAGUCAAGGUAG
Messenger RNA from Prunus armeniaca (apricot), 927 nucleotides. Lineage: Eukaryota; Viridiplantae; Streptophyta; Magnoliopsida; Rosales; Rosaceae. The record is from the annotation of a GenBank genome assembly.